ACUUCUCCUUCUCAUACGAGCCUGCCAGUGGGCACACACGAAAGUGCUUGGGACCAGCCCAGUUGUUGCGACAUCGACUACGCUACAAUGUCUUCCAAACGCAAGUGGGACCAAGCUGCACCAGAGUUAGGCCAAGCUGACGGUGAGGUACCUGUCAAAGCAACUAAGACAGAGGAGGGCAAAUCCGCAUCCGAGGCAGCCGCCGCCGCUGCAGCUAUUGCCGCUAAAAUUGCGGCCCAGUUCAGCGCAACAUCUGGUGCUGCUCCUGGAAGCAUACAAAUUGGUCAAAGGGAUCCCCAUGAUGCCGAGUUCACGCAUGACAUUGACAUCAACGACAUCCGGAACAGAUACUUACUCACCAGGUCUUCGACUCAGAGUGAGAUCCAAGAAGAAACGGGAGUGUCGAUUAGCACCAAGGGUGUAUGGUAUCCUGACCGAUCGAAAGCCACGGAAAAAGACCCUCCCUUAUACCUCCACCUGUCCGGCUCCGCCAAGGAUCAGCUGCAAAAAGCUAUUGAAAAGAUUAAUGACCUCAUAUCAUUGGACCUCGGCCCACUGGUGGAAGACAAAAAAGACCGCAUGCGAGAAAAGCGCAAAUGGCCAGAGGAGAAGUUACCUGUGGGGCUCGAGACGAUUCGAAAUUUCAACGUUCGUGCCAAGGUGGUUGGACCAGGAGGCAUGUUCGUGAAAUACAUACAACAAGAAACGAGUACUCGUGUACAAAUUAAGGGUAUCGGCUCAGGGUUCGUGGAGCAGGAGACCGGGAAGGAAUCGGAUGAACCAAUGCACAUACACAUAACUGGUCCAGAUGAAGGCCAGGUUGCACGGGCCAAGGUAUUGACGGAAGACCUUUUAGAGGUUGUCCGUGCAGAGCAUGCGAAAUCUCAGGCGGUGCUCGUACAACAACAAAUGGAAUUACACCAUGCGCAGAUGCAGUAUGCGCAAUACAGUGUGAUGGCAGGCGGCUAUGGUACAGGUCCUCUACCCCCUGAUAACGCGCCACCGCCACCUCCUCCUGGCGAACAACCCCCACCGCCUCCAGACGGCGCUGUUCCACCUCAACCACCGGGUGCAGGAGCGCCGCAAUCUGCGACGGAUGCCUACGCGGCAUACUGGGCUCAAUAUGGUUACGACGUCAACUCUCCGCAAUUCAAAGAAUGGGCGGCGAGUCAGCAGGCACAGUAUGGGCAGUACUGGGCUCAACAGGGUUACGCGGGCGCCGCAGCUGGCGGCGCAACCGCACCGCCUGCACCAGCACCUAGCGAGCCUGCACCACCUCCGCCCCCGCCGGCAUAGCUGUAGGAUAUAUACUCCCGAUCGGAGGACACUAUGCGAUCUGAUAGUUUCUUGCUCAUAUCUUUUUCAAUAAAU
Molecule: messenger RNA, 1371 nt
Organism: Pisolithus orientalis
Lineage: Eukaryota; Fungi; Basidiomycota; Agaricomycetes; Boletales; Pisolithaceae
Exons: 7
Coding region: 88-1296 (402 amino acids)
Cellular component (GO): nucleus
Molecular function (GO): RNA binding
Source: RefSeq, a predicted model, not a curated record